AUGUUGGCUACUGUUUCAUUGAGCAACGAGUGGUUUGGGGUGCUGAAAGCCACCGGAGAUGUUGCUGAAGAUCAAUCAAAUGCAGGAUAUUUCCAGCUAAUUGUUCUACCGCAGGAUGUCGCUAAAGGAAUAGGUGAGCCGGGUACCUCAGCAAGGACAAUGCCGAUAAGCUAUACUGCAGACGUCAAGCUUGUUUUGCCCAAGCCCGAUACCGUAGAUGGUUUAGUCAAUAAAAUCGAAAAAUAUGGGAGAACUUUGGCAAACGAUGAAUCAAAGUUUAAGAACAAUAUGGAACAGUGUAAGAAAAUAAUAGAAAUAUUCCACCACAUUCCACUCAGAAACAGACUAUUAUCAACUCUUCAUAACCUCAGGCAAGAAUGUCCACCUGGACCAUCAUAUUCUAUAUUAUCGGCGUGGGUACGUGACAUUAAAGAUGACUCUGAAGACAUAGAAAUGGGUGAAUAUGUCUCUGAGGAAGAAGAGACAUAUGUCAAAGAGGAACCACGAGAAAGUGCAAGUAGUAGAGUUUCAUUGAGUGCACUGCUAAAUCCAUGA
This is a messenger RNA of Paraglomus brasilianum, 555 nucleotides long. The record is from the annotation of a GenBank genome assembly. NCBI's taxonomy places the organism in Eukaryota, Fungi, Glomeromycota, Glomeromycetes, Paraglomerales, Paraglomeraceae.